CUUGGAAAGAAUGCUAUUGAUCUUGCUAUUCAUAUUUGGUACUCAAUGAUAGUUACUGGACAACAAUGGGAUAAGUGCAUUGAAAUAUUUAUUAAAUUGCUUCAUGGUAAACUGGAUUUACAAAUGAGAAAAGAUUUUUUAUUUGAGUUUGGCAAACUUAGGAUUUAUACGCAUUUUAGUCCUAAGACGUGGGAUUGCCUUGCAAGAAUGCUUCUAAAUAGGCUCCUCACUCCAGGAGAACGAAUUUGUUUUGAUCAUUUUCAUCGUAUUGGACUUCUUCUCCCAUAUUGGGUGUUGAAUGCUCAUCAUAACACACAAAAUAAGUUCAUCUUGGAUCAAAAUUAUGGCUGGGUAAUGAAUGACAGUUCAGAUCCACUUUCAGGAUGGGAUAUACUUAAUGUUGACCAAGUUAAUCAUGGAACGGCAAAUGAUGACUAG
Molecule: messenger RNA, 438 nt
Organism: Racocetra persica
Lineage: Eukaryota; Fungi; Glomeromycota; Glomeromycetes; Diversisporales; Gigasporaceae
Source: the annotation of a GenBank genome assembly